AUGGCUCAAACGAGCGGUAUCAGCACAAGCAGUCCCGACAGUCCCAGUGUGGACAUCAUGACCUGCAAGGCCUGCCGUCGCUUCGACAUCUGCGCCAAGUCUACAGUUUGCAUCAGCAUGUCUAGCGGCACCUCGCAGUCCGUGGUCGAGAAAUACCGCUACGAAAUCCUCUUUGGCACGUGGCUCGCCGUCACGGGCGCGACGUUUCUGCGCAUCAAGCGCCAGCCAUACAGCACCAGCCUGAAGAUUGAGCAGUACGAAAGCAUCUUCAAGGGCACCUCGCUCAGCGCUGUCCUCAUCGGCAUCGGCAUCACGCCGGCGCGCAGCACCGCGAGGCGCUUUACCGGCAACUAG
Exserohilum turcica Et28A is the source of this 354-nucleotide messenger RNA. RefSeq lists its product as uncharacterized. The transcript has 2 exons. Lineage: Eukaryota; Fungi; Ascomycota; Dothideomycetes; Pleosporales; Pleosporaceae. The record is from RefSeq and is a predicted model, not a curated record. Bases 1 to 354 code for a protein of 117 amino acids.